Molecule: messenger RNA, 1239 nt
Organism: Oppia nitens
Lineage: Eukaryota; Metazoa; Arthropoda; Arachnida; Sarcoptiformes; Oppiidae
Product: keratin, type I cytoskeletal 9-like
Exons: 2
Coding region: 78-1145 (355 amino acids)
Source: RefSeq, a predicted model, not a curated record
UUCAAAUCAAAUAAGUUUGAAUAUAUAAAAAUUUUGCUCAACAUUUCUACUCUCAUCCAAAAAAAACAUUUAAAACUAUGUUUAAAUUAAUUGUUGUCACAUCUCUGGUCGCCUUAUGUAAGGCAAGUGGUGGCGGAGGAGGCUAUGGUGGUGGAGGUGCUGGUAAUGGAUUAAGUGGCGGCGGCGGUGGUGGUGGUUAUGGUGGCGGCGGUUCACAGGGAUUUGGACUCAGUAGCGGUGGAGGAGGUGGUGGUGGAUAUGGAGGUGGAUCAGCUAGUUUUGGUGGUAAAUCGGGUGGCAGUUCGGGAUAUGGUGGCGGACAGCAAUCAAUUUCUGGCUUCAGUGGUGGCCAGAGUUCUGGUGGUGGGGGAUAUGGUGGUGGAUCAUCAUUCGGUGGACAGGGAUUCGGUGGACAACAACAACAACAAUUGGGUGGCGGAUAUGGUGGCGGACAACGACAAGAAGGAGGCAGCGCUCAUGAAGGAGGCGUUAUUCAGGCAGCCGUUCAAACCAAACACACUGUUGAGAUCAGACCCGUAAAUAUACCUCAAGAGGACAUUCAGCCACAAAUCAUUGAAGUAGAUGCCGGAGAUUUACCCCUUCAGAUCCAUUUCAAGAGCGCUUCCAGCAGAAUAAAGGUUGUUCAGAGCCAUCAGGGAGGCGGUGGAGGCGAAGUCGAACAGACUUCAUCUGAAGAUGAACCCCAUCGUCUGGUCCACGAAGUGACCAAACCUAUCAUCCAAGAGGUUCGCGAGAUUAUCACUCCGUACAGACGUGUCAUCCAAGAGAUCAGACCAGUUGUCGAAGAGAUUCAUACAGUCGUAGCAAAGGGUGAGGCAAGAAAACAGUCUGCAGGUCAUCAACAAACCCAACAACAACAACAAACUGGCGGUUACGGUGGCGGCGCAGCUCAGGGAGGCUUUAGCAGCGGUGGAAGCUCUGGAGGAUUUAGUCAAAAAUCUAGCGGCGGAUCCAGUGGUGGUUACGGAGGCGGUUCCUCAGGAGGCGGUGCCCGUUCUCAGGGAGGAUACGGUGGCGGAUCAUCAUCGGGAUCUGGAUUCAGCCAGGGAUCAGUUGGCAAGUCAUCAGCUGGUGGUAGUUCAGGUGGUUUCGGUGGUGGCAGCAAAGGCUAUGCCAGCUCUUAAUUAUGUAUCAAAAAAAACAAAAAACAUUUGAAUUUUAGGCAUUUGUGUAAUUCUCUCAAUCAUUUAAUCAUAAAUUAUUAUUUGUUGGAUAACA